CCUCCACAACAACACUUUCUUUUUCUCUCUCUACACUCUCUAACACAACAACAUCAUCAUCACCACUCUCCUGUCCUGUCCCCCUAACACAACAUCAUCAUCGUACGUACCCUUUAUCUUUUCUUAAAAAACAAUGGAGGGCUGUAAAAAUGAAACGAGGAAACGAGUUCGCGAUGACUCGGAUGAUGCCGACUCGAACGAGUCCAAGCGAGUUAUCCGAGGCAACUCAGUUUCUGAUGUUAACUCGUCCGAGUCAUUUGUUGACUCAGAUGGGUCUGAGUCUGGAAUCGUCCGGGUUGAGUCUGAAACUGACUCGUAUGAGGUUAAUGAUAUGACUGAUGAGAUUCUGAACAUACUUGAUGAAACAGAUAAUGUUCCGGAGCGUGAAACCACCGUCACCGCCGUUCAAGGGCUCGACUCUGUCAUAAAGAGCUUCGAAGACGAAAUAUUUGCCCCGGGUCAUGAUAACCAAGCACCCGAGUCCAGUGAGUUCAACCCGAAUCUUGGGUAUUUACUUGAAGCCUCAGACGAUGAACUUGGCUUGCCACCUACUUUGGUGCAAACCGAGGAGAAUGUUUUACCGGAGAUAAAUGAUUCGGGUCGGGUUGGCCCGGAUGGAGUUGAUUUGAGCGGGUUUUAUUGGUUUGAAGAGGAGUUUCGGAACAAUGAAGGGUUUGGGUUGAUGGGUUAUGAUACAACCGUUGGUGAUGAGAACGACGGUGGCUAUGUUACGAUUGAUGGACUGUUUGAUUAUGGUGAACCGUCUGAUUUUUUGUGGCGGUCGGAGUCGUUGCGGGCUAUGUAGGAUUUUCCGGCGCGGCGAGAUUUAAUGUCUUCGCCGGAAUUUAUGGUUAAUGGUUUGUUUUAGAAAGGACAUAUGACGUAGGAGGGUAGAUGUGAAAAAUUAGAAUUAUGAAAUUUGUUGAAUAGGCCCCUGACUUGUUCGAUAAUUAUUUUUUGUUCUAAAAUUGUUUAUGAUGUGAAUGUGACUCUAGACAUGUUCGUUUU
Messenger RNA from Vicia villosa (hairy vetch), 1008 nucleotides. RefSeq lists its product as uncharacterized. The record is from RefSeq and is a predicted model, not a curated record. The transcript has a single exon. The coding region runs from base 134 to 805 and encodes 223 amino acids. NCBI's taxonomy places the organism in Eukaryota, Viridiplantae, Streptophyta, Magnoliopsida, Fabales, Fabaceae.